Ceratotherium simum simum (southern white rhinoceros) is the source of this 2492-nucleotide messenger RNA. It is a transcript of the gene TRMT9B, whose product is annotated as tRNA methyltransferase 9B (putative). NCBI's taxonomy places the organism in Eukaryota, Metazoa, Chordata, Mammalia, Perissodactyla, Rhinocerotidae. Gene Ontology annotation, molecular function: tRNA binding; tRNA (5-carboxymethyluridine(34)-5-O)-methyltransferase activity; S-adenosylmethionine-dependent methyltransferase activity. Gene Ontology annotation, biological process: tRNA wobble uridine modification; tRNA methylation. The record is from RefSeq and is a predicted model, not a curated record. Gene Ontology annotation, cellular component: nucleus; cytoplasm.
UAUUCCCUUCACCGACUCACACAAAGUGGUUCAGCAUGUGAAAGACCUCGCUGUUUGAUCUCAGUCCUACUACUUUGCAUUUACAUUACACAUUGAGAGUCGUGAGAAGAAGCUGUCACUCUCGGGGGGUGAAAACAGCCGUGAUUCACAAAGACAAGAAGUAAUUUUCCUGUGCUCACAAGAUGACUCAGGAUGGAUCAUGAAGCCGCCCGGCUGGAGAAGCAGCACGUGCACGAUGUAUAUGAGAGCACCGCCCCUUACUUCAGUGACCUGCAGAGCAAAGCCUGGCCUCGAGUCCGCCAGUUCCUCCAGGAGCAGAAGCCAGGCAGCCUCAUCGCUGACAUAGGUUGUGGGACUGGGAAGUAUCUUAAAGUGAACAGCCAGGUACACACCCUGGGCUGUGACUACUGUGGGCCAUUGGUAGAGAUUGCCCGGAGUAGAGGAUGUGAAGUCAUGGUAUGUGACAACCUUAAUCUCCCCUUUAGGGAUCAGGGCUUCGAUGCCAUCAUCUCCAUAGGAGUCAUACAUCAUUUUUCUACAAAACAAAGAAGGAUCAGAGCAAUAAAAGAAAUGGCCAGGGUGUUAGUUCCUGGAGGCCAGCUGAUGAUUUAUGUCUGGGCUAUGGAACAAAAGAACAGGCGCUUUGAGAAGCAAGAUGUGCUUGUGCCAUGGAACAGGGCUUUAUGCUCCCAGCUCUGCUCAGCAUCCAGCCAGCCUGGGAGAAAGAAGCAGUGCGGACAUCCAGAAAGAAGCCAUCCCUACCAGCCUCCUUGCUCUGUGUGUAGCUGUUCUGGUUGUUUUAAAGAGCGAUGUGCUUCAAGACGGUCCCACAGCAUGGACUAUGAACCAGUGAUGGCUGGAACCUGUUGUGCAAAUGUUUCCGAGGAAGGAGAGGAAGAAAAUGGAUUCUAUAACACAUUAGGAAAAUCUUUUCGUUCCUGGUUUUCCUCCAGAUCUUUGGAUGAAUCAACUCUGAGGAAGCAAAUUGAAAGAGUGAGGCCCUUGAAAAACACAGAAGGGUGGGCCAACAGCACUGUAUCAGUCCAGCCUUCCAGACGCCCUAGUUUAGACUUAGAUCACCAGGAGCCGUUUUCAACAAAAGAGCAAAAUUUAGAUGAGGACGUGUUUGUGGAAACUUCUCAGAAACAUUUGGAGUGGCUGGGAGCACCAGCCACAAUGAAACAUCUAAAUGGAGACCAUCAAGGAGAAAUGAGGAGAAAUGGAGAUGGGAAUUUUCUGGGGAGCACCAAUACGAAGGAGAAUUGUGUGGACACAGGUAACUUAGAAGGCGGCAGCCCUUCUGCUAGUAAAAUAUCGAGAAGGAUUUCUGCAGUCGAUUCUACAGAUUCCAACCCAGAUGACAUAAUUUCUGUCGAAGAACAACAGCCCAACGUUUUGGAUUCCAGAGCCUUGAUGCGAUACUACCACGUGUUUCGAGAAGGCGAGCUCUACGGCCUGCUGACGGAGAAUGUGUCAGAGCUCCGUGUUCUGAGCUCUGGGAAUGACCAUGGCAACUGGUGUGUCAUUGCAGAGAAAAAGGAAAAUUGUGAUUGAUUGGAUCAUUUUAGACAACUCCUCCAAAAGGUGAACCACAUUCUUGUCACUGGGUUUGGUAUGGUUACCUGAAUUUACAUCCAUUUUUAUUAUUUUUUAAUCCAUUUAUGCUUUGGUCUGUAGAGACUAUGAAUUGGUCACCUUUUUAAUCUUUGGAUAAGCACAGACCGUGGCAUCUAAAGCAAUUGACAAACGGUAUUUGUGCUUAAAUAUUAAUAUAGGAGAUCUGAAGAAGCAAUAUAAAAUGAACUUCAAUACGAUUUGGAUUGUUUUCCCCUGAAAGGUGAAAAUUAUUAUAAGACUAUCUGUAGAUUGUUUUUCAGCAUUAUACAUUGAUUUAAAAAAUUCUGCUUUUUAAGUAUUCCUUCUAAAAACAGCAUUUUUAUAUAUACAGUAAGGGAGUAAUUUCUGCUUCUUGGGUUAUAAUUUAGAUCUGUGUGCAAGAUAACAGGUAAGCCUGUUCCGUUGCACAGAUGUAAACUGAACCAUAUUUUUAUUUUGUUGCCAAGGCCUUGCUGCUACUUAAAAUCUUCAGAAAAAUCAGAGACAGUGGAGAGAGACAAGGACUUCUCUAAAUGAUAAGCAGACUUGCUUCAAGAUAAGUAAAUAACAAGGUUUUCAAUGUUGCUCAGAAGGUUUUUAGAGGCACUGUUAGCAAGUAGAGAGUGGAGUAUGUGGGUUCUAGAAGUUAUUGCAAAUACCCAGGUAGAAUUCUUCCAACCUUGUUAGAAGCAGCAAUAUCCAGUUACGAUAAGACCAAGAUUGACUAAUGAGGAGUUUUCAUCUAGAAUGUUGCUUUUCUUAUGAAUUGAAGGAUAUUUAGGAAAUGAGAAUCUGGCUGAAGCAUUGUUUUAUUUUGGUUCUGAGGACAAAGAUUGUUAAGGUGCAAGAUAUUUGGCCUCGGUAAAGGAUCUGUUGUUGGAUUUUUAAAAAUAAUA